UCUGAAUAUGUCUGUGAAGUCCAUUUGGUCCAGUGUGUCAUUUAAAGUCUUUAUUUCCUUGUUGAUCUUUUGCUUAGAUGAUCUGUCCAUUUCAGUGAGGGGGGUGUUAAAGUCCCCCACUAUUAUGGUAUUGUUGUCAAUGUGUUUCUUUGCUUUUGUUAUUAUUGCCUUAUAUAAUUGGCCGCUCCCAUGUUAGGGGCAUAGAUAUUUACAAUUGUUAGAUCUUCUUGUUAGAACCUUUAAGUAGGAUAUAGUGUCCUUCCUCAUCUCUUAUUAUAGUCUUUGGCUUAAAAUCUAAUUUGUCUGAUAUAAGGAAUGCCACCCCAGCUUUCUUUUGAUGUCCAUUAGCAUAGUAAAUGGUUUUCCACCCCCUCACUUUCAAUCUGGGGAUGUCUUUGGGUCUAAAAUGAGUCUCUUGCAGACAGCAUAUCGAUGGGUCUUGUUUUUUAAUCCAAUCUGAUAGCCUGUGUCUGGGGCAUUUAGCCCAUUUACAUUCAGGGUAACUACUGAAAAAUAGGAAUUUAGUGCCAUUGUAUUGCCUGUAAGGUGACUGUUACUGUAUAUUGCUGUUUUCCUUUCUGGUCUAUGUUGUUUUUAGGGUCUCUCUUUGCUUAGAGGACCCCUUUCAAUAUUUCUUGUAGGGCUGGUUUCGUGUUUGCAAAUUCCCUUAAUUUUUGUUUGUCCUGGAAGAUUUUAUCUCUCCUUCUAUUUUCAAUGACAGCCUAGCUGGAUAUCAUAUUCUUGGCUGCAUAUUUUUCUCGUUUAGUGCUCUGGAUAUAUCAUGCCAGUCUUUUCUGGCCUGCCAGGUCUCUGUGGAUAGAUCUGCAUUUUUUUUUUUUAAAGAUUUUAUUUAUUUGUCAGAGAGAGAGCACAAGCAGGGGAGAAGCAGGCUCUUCACUAAGCAAGGAGUCUGAUGCAGGACUGGAUCCCAGGAUUCUGGGAUCAUGACCUGAGCUGAAGGCAGACGCUUAACCAACUGAGUCACCCAGGCAUCCCGUACAUGCAUUUUAGUCUACUUUUUGAAAAUUCAACACAACGUAGAUCUUUUACAUAUUUCUACAUGAACUACAUAAUUAUUACAGUGGUUACAUGAUAUUCUACUUAUGAACCACUUACUGUUACGCGUUAUGUGGUACGCCCUUUUUCACUAUUACAAAUAAUGCUGUGGUUAAUAUCGUUAGCACACAGAUUUUGGAUUAUUAAGAAGAAUUUUCGGGAUGAGAUCACUGGGUUUAAGAUGUCUUUUCUCUUUAGCUUUCUGAAGUCCUGGGCAGAUGUCCGUUGCCUUCAGCACUGUAUGAGAGUCUGAGUUCUGACCUGUUGCACUAGCCUCGUGUUAUUAUUUUUCUAUGUCCUAAGAUACCUGCUACCACACAUUCAUUUCAUUUGACACAUAUUUAUUUAACACACGGUUCCAGGCUUAAUACUGAGAACUGGAAUACAAUAAGAAGGAAAACACAGUCAGAUGGAGAGCCAGAUUUUUAGCCCUACAAUGACAUGAACAGAUGCAACCCCAUACUAUGGUGUCAUGAAAGAGAGGGAUGCCAUGCCCCUCCCUGGGGAGAUUUGAUGUCGUCGGGAGGGUCCCUGAAUCCUGUGUGCACACUAGCCUAGGGUCUUGCCUGAGUAUUCCCUUUGUCUAGAACACUUGGUCUAAUUAGCUGCUCUGCUCCUUCAGAUCUCACUGCAAACUUCACCACGCAGCACUGCCUUCGUUCCUGACGGGGUUGGAAAGCAAAUCAGGAACUUGGGAGAGGACGUGCAAGUGUGCUUCACAAACGGGGUGCCCUGCGGUGCAUGUGUGCGUGCCCUUCGCAGCAGUCUCCCAGAGAAACAAAAGCUUAACUCAAAGAACACAUCUGAUCAUAUUCAGCUCCGUCAUCUGAACCAUGAGGAUCUGGUUGCUCCUGCUUGUCACUGGAAUCUGCACGGGAAAUGUGAACUCACAGGACACGUGCAGGCAAGGGCACCCUGGCAUCCCUGGGAAUCCUGGUCACAAUGGUUUGCCUGGGAGAGAUGGACGAGAUGGCGCAAAGGGCGACAAGGGCGAGGCAGGAGAACCAGGACAUCCUGGUGGUCCAGGGAAGGAUGGAAUGAAUGGACAGAAAGGAGAGCGAGAUGGAAAAGUUGAAGCCAAAGGCGUCAAAGGUGAUCAAGGCUCACAAGGACCCCCAGGGAAACAUGGGCCAAAGGGAUUUGUUGGUCCCAUGGGAGAGAAGGGCCUCAGGGGAGAGACUGGCCCUCAAGGGCAAAAGGGGGAUAAAGGCAGUGUGGGGCCCACCGGCCCAGAAGGGCUAAAAGGCAGCAGUGGGCCUUCAGGCCCAAUGGGUCUACCUGGCCCCAUGGGCCCCAUUGGGAAGCCUGGACCCAAGGGAGAUGUUGGGCCCUUGGGACCCCAGGGAGAUCCAGGAGUCCGGGGAAUGAGAGGCUGGAAAGGGGACCGAGGCGAGAAAGGGAAAACUGGCGAGACUCCAGUCUUGCCCAAGAGUGCUUUCACAGUGGGGCUCACGGUACUGAGCAAGUUUCCUACUUCAGAUGUGCCCAUUAAAUUUGAUAAGAUCCUGUAUAAUGAGUUCAAUCAUUACGACAUAGCCACGGGGAAGUUCACUUGCCACAUUACCGGGGUCUAUUACUUCACCUACCACAUCACAGUUUUCUCCAGGAAUGUUCAGGUAUCUUUGGUCAAAAAUGGGGUGAAAAUACUGAACACCAAGGACGGUUACAUGAGCUCUGAGGACCAGGCAUCGGGUGGCAUGGUGCUGCCGCUGAAGCUGGGGGACGAGGUGUGGAUGCAGGCCACAGGAGGGGAGAGGUUUAACGGCUUGUUUGCAGAUGAGGACGAUGACACGACUUUCACAGGCUUCCUUCUGUUCAGCAGCCAGUGAUGGGGAGGUGUGUAGGGACCUGCCUCCCCACCCCUCGGAGCUGGCUUGCUGGACAUGUUCUCAGAUGAUUCUGCUCUAUGAAUCAUUCUCAUUAUUGUAAUAAUCAUAGAGGGGCAACAAUACGACAGUUAUUCCCAAAGCUGAUUUUAUGUGACUUAUAUUAUUGUCUCCAACAGUAAGUUUAAAAAUGCUUGCAUUGGGGCGCCUGGCUGGCUCAGUCGGUGGAGCAUGUGACUCUUGAUCUCAGGGUCGUGAGUUCGAGCCCCAUGUUGGGUGUAGAGAUCACUUAAAAAUAAAAUCUGGGGGCGCCUGGCUGGGUCAAUUGGUAAAGCAUGCAACUCUCGAUUUUGGGGCCAUGAGUUGGAACCCCACAUUGGGUGCACAGAUUACUUUUAAAAAAUAAAAUAAAAAUCAUAUAAAUAAAUAAAAUCUUAAUGCUUGUAUUGUUUAUUAUAAUUUAUUUACAAUUUUUCAUCAUUCCCCUCAUCUGAAAAGUGCUUUGCAUGUAUGUUUCUUGCGGGACCCGUGUUCUGAUGUCAUUUUAGUGCUUGAAGGAGGUGUGUCAGGACUUAUCCCUCAUCUGAAUUUCUAAGGACACUGGGAGAAAGGAGAGGGAAGUGUUCCAAUGUUCAUUCUA
Mirounga angustirostris (Northern elephant seal) is the source of this 3522-nucleotide messenger RNA. RefSeq names its product C1q and TNF related 9 (gene C1QTNF9). The coding region runs from base 1890 to 2885 and encodes 331 amino acids. Lineage: Eukaryota; Metazoa; Chordata; Mammalia; Carnivora; Phocidae. The record is from RefSeq and is a predicted model, not a curated record. Gene Ontology annotation, molecular function: protein binding. The transcript has 4 exons.